AAUUAUAAAACUGAACAAAGUUUAGGAAUUCGUAAAUAAGGGUUAAUUUAUCACAUAUUUUUGGGAUCUCAAUAUUAAUUACAAUGACCGAAGAAGCGUUGUUGGCCAGUUUAGAAGAACGAGUUUUGGAGCUCGAAAAAAGGGUUUUACCAAAAGACGGAAAGGACGAAUCGUUAUUGACAAGUUUACAAAAGGUUAACUUCAUGCUAACAUCGGCUGCAACUGACAGAGAAAGAUUCAAGCAAGUCUUUAACAGAGUACCACAGAUUGUGGAGUAUUUAUCUCCUGGUUUCAUUCAGUCCAUCUCAAUGGACAAUACAUGUGAAAAGGAAGCUAUCUUAGCAUCUGAACAAGAUAUUCGAAAAUCCCAUGAAGAUUUCACCACCAUUGAACGACUUUCAAAAGUUUUAGGCAGCCAAGAAAUACAGAGUGUUCCAAAACAUGAAAAACGACUGGCAAGUCUUGAACACAUACAACUUAAUCAAAUGGAAGAAAUGAAUAAAGUGUCAGAAGAAUUUCAAGAUCUGUUACUUAUGUAUAACCAACUGGUGACAACUUUAUCUGAAAACUUUGUCCAUUGGGAUUGGGUGUUGAGUCGUUUGGAGGACAAGAAAGUAGAAGAAGAAUAAAAAUUUAUUUUGAAUUUAUUUUUGCAUCGUGAUCGCGUUUGUACCUGUUUAAAUUGUGCAUGUAUGAUAUAUUUGUUGUUCUCUAUGCUUCGUGUAAGAUUGUAAGGGAUAACAUGUUUAUUUUAUUGUAACUAUUUGUGGAUUAACUAUUCACAGAUUUACGUACAUUUUGAUGUCUUGUUCAUAUUAAAAUAUACAUUUAUUGUUGUA
Molecule: messenger RNA, 839 nt
Organism: Ciona intestinalis (vase tunicate)
Lineage: Eukaryota; Metazoa; Chordata; Ascidiacea; Phlebobranchia; Cionidae
Source: RefSeq, a predicted model, not a curated record